AUGACAGACACCAACAAGAUGAUCAUCAAUUUGGCUAUCUUUGGCAGGACGCAGAGUGGAAAAAGUUCUGCUGGGAAUAUUCUUUUGGGAAGUGAUGACUUCUCCAGCCGUCUCUCUCCAGGUUCUGUAACCACAGAGUGCAGUUUGGGCCGCAGCUGUCACCUCCGCAGCUUCAUGCGUCGAGGGGGACAAGAAAUAACCCUACAGAUACAGGUGUUGGACACUCCAGGGUAUCCACACAGCAAGUUGAGCACGAAACAUGUAACACAGGAAGUCAAGAAGGCCCUGGCACAUCACUUUGGACAAGAGGGUCUCCAUCUUGCUCUGCUGGUCCAGAGAGCUGAUGUGCCUUUCUUUGGACAGGAAGCAUCAAACCCAGUCCAGUUGAUCCAGGAACUUCUGGGAGAUUCUUGGAAGAAUUACACUGCUGUUCUUUUCAGCCAUGCAGAAAAAAUAGAAGAGGCAGGGAUCAGUGAAGACGAGUAUUUGAGUGAGGCUCCUGACGCGCUGUUGACUCUACUACGCUCUGUUCAGCAGAGGUAUACUUUCCUGUAUGAAAGAGAAAACUCAUGCAAUGAACAGAGAAUUAAAAUCUUAGAAACAAUCUUGGAAUUUAUCAAAGAAAAUCAUUAUCAAGUUCUCAGUUUUACAUAA
This is a messenger RNA of Chionomys nivalis (European snow vole), 654 nucleotides long. It is a transcript of the gene Gimd1, whose product is annotated as GIMAP family P-loop NTPase domain containing 1. The record is from RefSeq and is a predicted model, not a curated record. NCBI's taxonomy places the organism in Eukaryota, Metazoa, Chordata, Mammalia, Rodentia, Cricetidae. Gene Ontology annotation, molecular function: GTP binding. The transcript is spliced from 2 exons. The coding region runs from base 1 to 654 and encodes 217 amino acids.